Molecule: messenger RNA, 1277 nt
Organism: Sebastes umbrosus (honeycomb rockfish)
Lineage: Eukaryota; Metazoa; Chordata; Actinopteri; Perciformes; Sebastidae
Exons: 9
Coding region: 92-1207 (371 amino acids)
Biological process (GO): interleukin-15-mediated signaling pathway; positive regulation of ERK1 and ERK2 cascade; T cell activation
Cellular component (GO): membrane raft; external side of plasma membrane
Molecular function (GO): MHC class II protein binding; protein tyrosine kinase binding
Source: RefSeq, a predicted model, not a curated record
CAUGAGGACAGAAACUUAGACAGUUGAGGGUGUGAGAACAAGAGCAGAGACGGAGACGGAGACGGAGACGGAGACGGAGACGAGAGGCACGAUGGCUGAAUUUAGGAUUAAAAUGACUUCAUUUGUGAUCCUGCUGCUUCAGUGUACAGCAGUCACUGGACAAACCGUUCCCUCCGUCACCGCCGGAGCUGGAGAUGAAGUCACUUUGCCUUGUAACAAUGUGAUAAAAGAUCAGGACAAAUGUAACGGUACUACUUGGAUCGCCAGUCGUUCUGGGGAAACAACAGUAGAGCUGAUUGAACAUGGGAAGAUUAGUAACAAUCUGUUGGACAAAGAUAAAUCUGACAGACUGAGUGUGACAGAGAACUGUUCUCUGGUCAUAAGAAAUAUCACGGUUGAGGAUUCUGGUCGUUACACCUGCAGACAGUUCAACAGAUCAGGACAACAACAAGAUCCAGAUGCUGUGGUUCUUCUGUCUGUUGUUACCAUGACUGGAGAUAAGGUGAAUGAUGUGGUCACCUUGUUCUGCUAUGUGUCGACAUAUAGACGGUGUGAACACACAGUGAAGUGGCUGUAUGAGGGUAAUAAGACUGACGUGGAAACAACACCGCUUGGCUGUUCAGCCAGGGUGAUAUUUCCAACUCUUCAUCUUAAUCAGAAGUCAAACUAUUAUGAGUUACUGAAGUGUAGUGUGACAGAUGAGAGGAGUGGAGAAACACUGCUGUUUAACGCCAGCCUCCAGUUCUCAUGUGAGAAAACAGGAGGAUGCACAUCAGCGGGAAAAAACGAUACAUCGUCUGCAAAGAAUGACACUCCACAACAAGGUCGGUUGUGGUUGUACAUCCUUGUGGCUGUGGGUUUAGCAGUACUCUUAGCAGUAAUAAUCGUUGUGGUUGUCAUCAGACGGAAGAGAACUAAAGGGAACCAAACUCAGAUGGAUAAAAACAUGCGGCUGACCUCAAACCCUGCGGUGACUCCAGAGACCAACGACGACACGGCUGAUCCUGAAGACGGUGUUUCCUACGCCUCCGUCAGCUACACCAAGAAGACCAACAGUAAAGCCAAGGUUUGGGGUAAAGGUGAUGAUGAUGAAGGUGAGGCAGUGACCUACAGCACUGUGAAAGCUUCCUCUUCUUCUCCUCCUGCUGCUGGAGCCUCCGCUGACCUCAGCGACCUCUUCGCUACCGUCAACAAACCGGACAAAUAAGUAGCUGCAGCUCAUAUUAUUACAGCUACUUUACAUCGAUAACUAAUAAGGAAAACCAAGUCAGUUCUUA